AUGUCGUCAGCCUUUGCUGCGCAGUUGCGCACCAUCGCCGAGAAUUCCACAAACGUGUUGAACCUCCGAGCACGUCGCGAAGCCCAUGGCGAAUCCCUAAUAUUCGAAAAAUCUGUUGCCGUUAAGCAAGACUGGGAUACCAUAUACCAAAUUUGCAUUGAGGGAUUCCAAGAACUGUGCGCUCUGGAUUCGAGGCUGAAUGAGUUUAACCAGAAUCUCUUCAGCCGUCAGGCAAAAGACCAGGACAGAGACCAACUGAGCAGACCGCAGAAUGAGGCUUUGGAUGUGGUAAUAGAGAAAUGCUUGGCUCUCAUCGGCGGCAAACUUCUACUCCGGCCUGGAGUCAAAGCAGUCGAAUGGCUCAUAAGGCGAUUCCGGGUGCACUUCUACAACGCUGGUGCGCUUCUCGCGACCUUCCUUCCAUAUCACGAAAGCCCAGUAUUCCGAAAUCUCCUGAGCAUCAUUCCCGCAAACAAGAUCACAACUGAAUGGAAAUUCUUGGGACCAUACCACAAGACCAUGUCCAACGUACCAAGACACGCUCUUGUAUACAAUGCCACCCAUAAUGAGGGGUUUUUCUCGACUUUCAACGGCUAUGUCAUCCGCGCAUGUCAAGAAGGAGCAGGCAACACCAUUCUUCUUCGUUUCUGGGGAAGCAUGAUUGUGGAGGCAGUUACAGGCCGGAUGAACCGAGCCAAGAGUGGUCGCAAAGAGGUUCAAAAGCAAAGACAGGAAGAUGUUUUGCUCAAGGUUUUGCCGCUUUUAAUUGAAGGGUUUGAGAUAAGAGACUGCCACGAAUUGACGAUGAUCUGCUUUACGAUUUCAAUUGUUCUGGGGAGUAAUGCAGAUCUCGAGGACGCAGUGAUCGAUUCAUUGAUGGGAGCUGUUGCUCCUUUUCUAACUUCGGCUGGAGUGGAGUCGACUUCCGCUCUCACCUGUCUAGCAAUCAUGACUGCACAGAAAUCGAUAUGUCGAGUCUCUAGAGAGGUACUCCAGGCGUCUAUCAAGGUGAAGAACCUCGAUGCACGACUCCUAGAACUACAGUCGCAGAUCCCUGUACACCACCUGCUGGAGGCCCUGAUAACCUCGUCUCUGGUUGGUCUAAAGAAGAAAACUCUUGAUGCAAGGCUACCUUUCGCACGGCAACUGCUCCAAAUCUCACCCCAGAUACUGGAUUCUUCGACCAUGAGCAAACUCCUUGCUUUGCUACUCAAUAAAGCACAAGGCACUAACGCAUCCGAUGCCCCAGACUCAAUUAUUAGAGUACGCGUAAUUGAGAUCUUGCGAAUGUUGAACGACUUACCCACCUUUUCGAAUGUUUUCUCUAGUGCUGCAGCACUGACUGGAAGCUCCCUCCCAGAAGUUGAAGCUAUCAUCGGAGAAGUCAUAGAAACCUCUGUCGAGCCGAAACCUCUAAGCUCUGAUUUGAUGGAUGUCGACUCUGAUUCUCUUUCAGGAACGACGGAAAAUGGGAUCGAGGACGUGUUGGCUAACCUUCCGUCGCAAUCUAACGAAAAAUCGUUCAUUGAAGAUAAAAGUCCCCUUUUCAUAAAUCUCGCUCAAGCCUUUACAGCCUGUCAGAAGAAGCAGAACCAUUUGCAACUAUUUACGAAGCUACCAAUUUGGCGAAUUGAGUCAGGACCAUCUUUACAUCUUUAUGAAAGCUUUGUCUUGAGGUAUGCUUCUGGCCCUUUCCCGCCGUCGGAGCGUGCGACUGCCAUUGCCAGCAUUUCUCAAAGGGUAGAGACGUACACCCGAUCAACAUGUCAAGACUUUCUUCCAUUCUUGACUAUUCUUCUUGCCGAUCCUGCGAAGCCCAUUAGGCGAGCAGCUGCGACUGUCAUGUUCACAAUGCAUCAACAUAUCACUGGAGAAUUAUCCGAACUGGGAACUGGACACGAUGAAGACACGGAACCUGGAUACGAUGCCAUAGCAUUUUCACAUACGAAGCGAAUUCCCACCCGAAACCUUGAAAAACUGAUGCAACAGGCAUACAUUCCUGUAUUAGAAGAAUGUAUCCUCGAUCCGGCGCACAUCAGCAAAGUUCUACAGUUAGCCCUCGACAGUACCUCACCCUCAAUCUCUAGUGACACCAAACUCAACUUGGAGCUGAAGAAGCCACUGCGGCAUAAUUUGUUUGACCUCUUAACCAGCUACGCCGUCACAUGUCCAUUGUUAAAGAUCAAAACAGCUAUUGUUGAACUUCUCCAUGGCGUUCAUAAGGUGGGAAGUUUGACCACUUCUAACGUGCUCUCACCAAUUCUCAAAGCAUGGGCUGCACUUUCGGAGGAGGAAGCGCUAGCCGCGGCUUUUGCCGAGGGGAUCCUCAUGUCUCGCGUUGAUCACACUUUGGUCCAGCUUAUCGAUGCUCAAGACAAAGAAGCAGUAGACCGUGUACUUAUAAUGUUAACCGGAGGGCAGAAAAUUCCUCGACCUGCUCUUGUGGCUGCCUUUUUCGAUCGUAUAGGAGCGGUCUGGAAAGAUAUGCGUCCUGAAGCUCAGGUCUCGGCCACGAUUUUGCUUUUCGAAAUGUCCUUCUCCAAGGACGCCUCUCUUGCACGGGGGAGUCGCAACGUGUUGCAGACCAGCACACUCUCUACCGCUGUUCUGGCUACAAUUCUUGGGCAUGCUCUCACACGACUAACACAAAUGCGACCUGAAGGGCCGCCAAGGAAGAGGAGAAGAACCAGCCAGGGCCGUGAAAGUUUUACCAAAGACUUCGUGAACGAAUUUGACGCAGCAGUCUCGAGUUUGACCUUCGCUCUGGAGAUUGUCGAUAACUCUAAGCCAGAGAAUCAUCCCCAGCUGCUUGCUAAUCUCUUUGACCUUCUCGUCACACUGAGGCGCCUCAAGGACAAGAGCACUUCUGAUUCCCCCUAUCUGCUUACGCUCUGUCUCAGCAGCAUUUUAGCGAUUCUCUCCAAGGCUCACACGUCGCGCAAACCAAAUAUUGACAUGUCUAGUAUUCGCGCUGAUCUCGUCAUUGAGUGCGUUCGAUCAUCAGACAGUCCUCAAGUCCAAUCGACAGCUCUGCUUGUUGCAGCUUCCUUAGCCUCAUUAGCCCCUGACCGAAUCUUACACAACAUUAUGCCCAUAUUCACCUUCAUGGGCCAUAAUCUCUUUUCGCAGGAUGAUGAACGUUCAAUUUAUGUCACCAAUCAGGCCAUCGAUCAAAUCAUUCCUCCUUUGGUGAGCACCAUACAAAAGCAAGAUGCCAGGAAUCUCAUCAGCUCAACCUCGAGCUUGCUCUCCAGUUUUGUGACUGCUUACAGCCAUGUUCCCCAUCACCGACGUGUCGACUUUUACCAACGUUUAUUAGCACGGUUAGGCGUGGACGAUUUUGCAUUCGCAGUCAUCUCGCUGCUUGCGACAUCCAAAAACCACAGCGAAGAUUUACCAAAGUUCUUCAGUAUUCUCAUGGGCGAUUCAGCAGCUUAUAGUCAGCUCCUGACCUCCAGAAAGAUCGUGAAUCUAUCUCGGGAUAUCUUUUCGGCCAGGCCGCAUGAUGCUGAAGCCCUGUUGAGUGUCGCUGCGAAAUCCAAAGCAGAAAAGGAGUUUAUCGCACAAGCUCUACUUGAAACUGCUAGUACUCUACUCAAGUCUAACACUUUGAGAGCGCAAGCACGAAGGUUGAACAAAACCGAAAAGGUCAAUGCAGAGCGGUUCCGACAAGAAUAUAAUGAGAGCAUUCGCCAGUUUUUAGCACUCAUACGAGACCAGAAGGUCAAUCAUCCGCACCUGACACCUUCUACGAGGAACUGUUUGAGUUCUCUGCUUGACCUGCCUUCGCUCCAGGAUUUCCUGAACACCAUGCCCAGCCUCCUUCAAGAUCUGGAACAAUCGGGCGACCAAGAAUUACAGGUGCUUGCUCUACGAGUAUUAGCCACUCAGCUGCAACAUAAUGCAGCUAAAGAUUCAAAGACGAACUCUGAAGCCGUCGCAUUCCUUCCCACACUGGAACUGAUUCUAACGACCACGGUUAAUGAAGCUUACAGACACGCCGCAAUUGCAUGCCUGGACAGAAUUGUGGAACUUUAUGGCCGCAAGAACCCUGACUCAAUUCUCAAGAUGGCCCAUAUCCUUGUAGAAGGUGAUCACGGUCUCAGUUCGACCGACUUCAGAACUCAGGUCAUGUCUAUGCUUUGCCUAGCUUCAAUGAUGGAGGUCCUAAAGGAGACAGCAGUCCCGAUAAUACCACCUUCGAUGUCUAAAGUCCUUGCUAUUCUGAAAAACACAACUGCAGAAGAUGGGAAAAACACGGAAUUGCACACCGGAGCAUUUGCAUUGUUAUCAGAGUUCGUCUCUCACAUACCCUUCAUGUUAUCCGACGAGAAUGUUGUAGAGAUCCUUAGAGUCUCGUAUGACUCUGCCCGAGCUGACCUGGAGGCUUCUUGUACCGAGUCGAGAAAGGAGGCUCUGUCCCUCGUCGCACACAAGCUGGACAUCAAUAUUGUGACCACGGGCUUAAACCAGGCAUCCCAGCAGGUCAUUUCUGAAUCUGCUGUUGAGGCCAAUGCGUUCUCAGAAUUUCUGGACGUUUUGCAACAAGCCAUCGAACGGUCGCCAAAAUCUUUGGUCGUGAAAUCUGCCGACUCGAUAUCGACAUUCCUUCAACGGACUCUAGAUCUCCGUCGACUCAGUCAGAUCACAGAGAGGAGCUCAGCCAGCGACGUCGACGAUGGGAUCGAAUUAUCUGACAACGACAUCUCCAGUAUCGAAUCCAAGCUCCAUACUACUAGUAUCGCCUUCAUCUAUAAACUAAACGACACUGCCUUCCGACCUGUAUUCGAAAGCUGGAUAGACUGGGCCACCAAAGGUGCCGACUUGCAGGAAGUGGAGGAGUACAGCUCCAGCUCUGCGGCCAGAGUGGCUCGUAUGGCCAGCCUCUUCAACCUCCUCGGUCAUUUCUUCAACACCCUCAAGAGCAUCGUGACAAGCUACACAUCCUACAUUCUAGAACCAGCAAAUGAAGUGCUCCAGGAGACACUGAACUUAUCAUCCGCAGCAGCAGUCAAGCCAAGGGCGGACUCGAACACAUCUAACGGACCAUUGGGAUUAUACAUGUCGACACUAACCCUCCUCACCGCAACGCUCACCCAUGAUGCGGACGGCUUCUUCACGGCCCCUUCACACUUCCAACCCUUGUGCACCAACCUAGUCUCCCAAUUUACACUCCUCAACCGCGCUACGAAAUCCAAAGCACACGCCCUCCGCAACAUCAUCCAAACACACGUGCCCACGACUCUGAUCGCGCUCGCCAAAGCCACGAUCGACACGCCCGCGCACCACCACGCGCUCAACCAUCUCCUCUGCCAGAUGCGGCACAACGACUCCGCGGCGGUUCGGCUGGCCGGCAUCCGCCUGCAGGUUGCGCUAACGGAGGACGAGGACGUCGGUGACGAGUGGGUGAGUAACGUCGUGGUCGGCACGGCGACGGAGGGUGUCGGUGGGAGUGGUGAAACGAUGGUCUAUGUCAACGAGAGUCUCGAGGACGAUGACGAAUCCGUCGAGGCUGAGGUGCGGAAAUGGGUGAGACUCGUGAGGGAGAGGGCUGGGGAAGAUGUUUUCGAGGUGUGA
Molecule: messenger RNA, 5577 nt
Organism: Exophiala aquamarina CBS 119918
Lineage: Eukaryota; Fungi; Ascomycota; Eurotiomycetes; Chaetothyriales; Herpotrichiellaceae
Exons: 1
Coding region: 1-5577 (1858 amino acids)
Biological process (GO): positive regulation of transcription by RNA polymerase I; maturation of SSU-rRNA from tricistronic rRNA transcript (SSU-rRNA, 5.8S rRNA, LSU-rRNA)
Cellular component (GO): t-UTP complex; 90S preribosome; small-subunit processome
Molecular function (GO): snoRNA binding
Source: RefSeq, a predicted model, not a curated record